UUCAUAAUAGGGAAACUGGAGUUAAGGGUUUAUACACAGCAAAACAAACCGAGAGGGAUCCUGGAAAGGAACAUUUUAAAUCUAAGUUCAGCUGCCUCAUCACUGACAUGGGAAGGUUUUUCACCUAUCAAGAUUAGUCAAAUGACAGAAACUAUUUUCUGCAUUGAAGACUACAAAAAAGCAGCACUCAGAGAAGCCUAUCAAGAGAACACAAGUCUUGGACACUAUUCCCAAGGACUAGACUCCACAUGGCUUCAUGGAGUUCUGUCUCUACAUCACAAGGCAAUAACCAGAACCUGAAACUGCAGAAUCCAUAAAACUAAAUCAUGUUGGCCAAAAAGUUGGUGACCGCACAGAAUCGAGGGGAAAACAGGGCAUUAUGCCUGGGACUGGGAAUGGCUGCCUGCUCAAUGGUGAUGUACUUUUUCAUUGGGAUCACAAUUGUGCCAUUGUACAAUAGCAGUGUUUGUACAAAAGAAACUAAGUGCCAAGUGGUCAAAGCAAACAUCAAGAACGAAGUCCAUUGUUCAUUCUUUGAAGGAGCAAAUGAUGAAAACAUUUUUCACUAUCCUUGUCUGGAAGUCUGGGUCAACUUCAACUUCUCAGGACAAGAGGUUAUGCUAUAUCUUACAGAGGAGACACUGGAAAGAAAUCCCAAGUGCUCAUACAUCCCAAAAAGAAUGGAGAACACCAAAGAAGUUAAAAAAUCAGUACAGACCGUUGCAGAAAAUUUCAGAAAGCAUCAAACUGCGAUUUUUCCUUGUUAUUAUGAACCAAAAGAAAGAGUGACAAGCGUCAUUUUAAGUAGACCAUAUCAACUAAAGGACAUAUUUUUUGCUUUCCUCUGGCCUAGCCUCAUGUUAAUUGGUGGGAUUCUGAUUGUUGUCAUGGUGAAAGUCAGUCAAUAUAUGUCUGUACUUGCUGCCUGGCAGUACAAAACAAACAUCUAAUGUUCACAAAUUCAAGCUAGAAAGUGCCUUUAUUCUACCCACUUCAGUCUAUUUUUUUUUAAACAUACCAUCAUGUUAGCUACUGUCACUCAGUAUAAUACACAUACAUACACUUACACCAUGGGUUAUCAGGAAUUAUACAUAAAAUAGAAUAGGUAUCUGAGAUGAAAUCCCAUGAAAUAUAUAGGGACCACUCUGAAAGAACAGAAAUGAUUUUAUAUUGCUUGAGCCAAUUUUUUUUGUGGGUUUGAAACAUCAUUUUUUUACAGAAAUUAGAUUUAAAAUUCUGCAUGCCGGUUUGCUGGUUACAAAUUUGGUGUCAGAUUUUCAGAAAGCAAAGGCUAGGUAUCUAUGGGCCUGUCUAUAUGUGUGUUUAGUCCAAUUAAAUUUAAUGCACAUUCAGCUAAUGUGCAGUAAGCGAUUUUUGGCAGGUGGCUACACGUGCAGAGCCUUGGCACUAAAGUUAGUGCCAAGUCCCUGCAGCCCUGCCAUGUGCCUCUAGUAGCUGGGCAGACCGGGCACUAAAGUUUGUGCCAGGUCGCGUCUACAUAUAUGUUUAUAUGCUUUAACUAAUCAUGCCUAAAUUUGACACCUGCAUUUCCAGAUGUCUCUUUCCAUCUGUAACUCACAUAUUAUGUAGCAUGAUACUGUGGAAGGGCACUGGUGGUGCCUGCUACUUUAAGUGCUGAGCCAUACAGCCAGCAGGUGCUUGAUUACAGCAGCCAUUUUAGAACUUUGGCCACCUAUAUAAACAGAGCAGUUUAUAUUGUUGCAGAAACAU
Messenger RNA from Alligator sinensis (Chinese alligator), 1731 nucleotides. RefSeq names its product putative calcium-activated potassium channel subunit beta. Bases 327 to 950 code for a protein of 207 amino acids. The record is from RefSeq and is a predicted model, not a curated record. Gene Ontology annotation, cellular component: membrane; voltage-gated potassium channel complex. Gene Ontology annotation, molecular function: potassium channel regulator activity; calcium-activated potassium channel activity. NCBI's taxonomy places the organism in Eukaryota, Metazoa, Chordata, Crocodylia, Alligatoridae. Gene Ontology annotation, biological process: potassium ion transport; detection of calcium ion. The transcript is spliced from 5 exons.